AUGGAUGCUUAUGAACGCAAGGAUGAACGAGGAUGCCAAUUGCUCCUGGUUCUGUCGAUCGCCAAGGGUGAAGAUCCGACGCAGUUCGAAGUUCGAUUUUAUGGCAUCAAUUCGUUUGGCAGUAGUAUCCGAGAUCUUUUGCUUCGAUUACCAAACACAACGGAUGUUCAAUCCAUACCUCUUGCUUGGGCUCCAACAAAGAUUAUUCAUGCACCUCUAGAAGAUGAUCCCUUUGAAUUGGCAGUCCUUAUAGCGGGGAGCGAUAGUUGUGUCCAUUUGUUUCUUGAGAAUCCAUCGACGACUGUGCCCCGUACUAAGAUCUUUGAGGAACGCCCUAUCGAGUCCCACUUCCCCCUUCUAGCAUCCUUUCCACAUUGCGAAUACUGCGUUUUGAGCUUGGUGGUUAAGGAUUUUCCAUCAUGUCGCGUGGUUGCUGCAGGAACACAGAAUGGGACGUUGAACGUUGCAAUUAUUCCUAGGAAUCCGGAAACAUUAAAGCUGAAUAGAGCGCAAGCCAAGACUCACACCAUCGUGCUAUUUGCCCCCAUCACGACACUAGUAGUUUUCACUUCGCGCGUAGAACCAGAGAGAAGACAGAGUCAACAGAGGCGGACAAAGCGAUACCAUUCAUCAGCUAAUAUGACCUUAGAUGUGAAUGAAGUGAAUGAAGUAAAAAAUACUUUACUGGAACAGAGCAACAGAGGCGAUGUAUCUAAUAGGCCUACAUCAGGAAUUGAUGAUUCAUGGAAAUGUGGAGAGGCUAAAAAGGAAGACACGAAUGAAGAGGAGGAGGAAGAGGAAGAGGAGGAUGCUAGUAUUCACUUACUGGUUACAUGCGCUAUCGAGCAAGGAUGGAUAUACAGCGAUAUUAUUAAGCACGGGCUCAAUCGACGGUCAGAUCUUGCCGAAUGUUCGUAUCACGACAGUAUCCUUGCAGCAUAUGUCAUGGACGCAGAUUGGGAUGGACGUCAGGAAAUCAUGAUUGGGACCUAUGGACGUCAGCUGAUGGUCUUCAAGGAGCUUGCACCUGGUCAAGGACCGUAUUCCAACAGUCUAUCUACUCGAUCUGAAUCAGGGCAUCACCAUACUCUAAGCCGUUUUCAACAGCAACGACGGCAGCAAUACUGCCCUACUCCAUCGCUUUCUAGGUUCAUAUCUUCUUCUUCACCUCCCGUUUGGGGUAUGACAUGGAAUCGCCGUCUUGCUACUCCUGUGUACGGAAUUUCAUCAGUAGACUUGAAUGACGACGGACUAGAAGAGCUGGUGGUCACAACACUUAAUGGUGUAUCCUUCUUCUUACCAGAUCCCUUGUCUGCCAAACGGAGGCUCGCUCAAGCAGUGAAUCGAAUGCGGGAGAUUGAGGAAUUGCGUUCAACAUUGGAGCAAUUGCGCAGAUCGAACGAGGAGAUAUUGGAAGCACGGCGGGGGCGGAAAGAGGAAGAAGAAAAGGAGCGCUUAAGGAAGAUACAGCGACCAAAAGAGGAGAAAGAGGAAGAAGAGAAAGAGAGAGAGAGAGUGGAAAAGGAAGAGGAAGCACAACUGAGAAAAGAAGAAAAGGAGUUCCAGACGAUUGAAGAAAAAGAACACCAGGAGAUUGAAGAGUACUUACAACAGGAGAAGAGGUCCUUGCAAAUGGACGAGGCAUUAAAAGGCGGCGAGAAAAAGCCAGAGUUAAACUUGGAGGCAACAUGGAAUGAGGAGCCUCGGCAAUCCAUACAGGAAGAAAAUCAAAAGAAUUAA
Molecule: messenger RNA, 1740 nt
Organism: Lobosporangium transversale
Lineage: Eukaryota; Fungi; Mortierellomycota; Mortierellomycetes; Mortierellales; Mortierellaceae
Exons: 5
Coding region: 1-1740 (579 amino acids)
Biological process (GO): actin filament organization; negative regulation of TORC1 signaling; cellular response to amino acid starvation
Cellular component (GO): lamellipodium; KICSTOR complex; actin cytoskeleton
Molecular function (GO): actin filament binding
Source: RefSeq, a predicted model, not a curated record